Messenger RNA from Debaryomyces fabryi, 1515 nucleotides. RefSeq names its product DUF4451 domain-containing protein. The record is from RefSeq and is a predicted model, not a curated record. Bases 1 to 1515 code for a protein of 504 amino acids. The transcript has a single exon. Lineage: Eukaryota; Fungi; Ascomycota; Pichiomycetes; Serinales; Debaryomycetaceae.
AUGGCUACACCCUCUUCUUUUUUAACUGAGGAAUUUUUCAGUUCUAAUGAGGAUCUGUUUGGUACUAUAGUUGAAUCUUGCUUUAAAACUAUAGAUACAUCACAAAAGAAAUAUCAUUCACAAGGACAAGGUUUUACAACCUUUUCAUUCAAUGAUUUUGUUGAGGAAAAGCCUCUUGGCUAUUUCAAUCACGAUUCAGUUUUGGAUCGUGAUCGUCAACCAAGAUCGUACGAAGUCCGAGAAAUUGAUACAUGGGAGAAUAAUAAUAAAAUUAGAAGACCCUAUACAUUUGCUAAAAAGAAAGAGACCCCCAAGGAAUUAUUUGAUAGAAAUAAUAAUUUGGUUCUCGAAUUUGAGUUGGAAGAAUUUACUUCCUCGAGUGGUGUAUUUGAGCCCAUCACUAAGGAAAGAGAUGAAUAUUUUGGUGGGACUCGCCAAAACAUUGGUUCUUUUAUUAAACAAGAAGCUAAUAGCUGUUUUAUUGAUGGUAGGCUAUUUGGGUCCGAAUUAACUGAUAGGAAUGAAGAAGAUAUCUUUACUUCAUCAGCAAAUCCUAUUGAUUUACCAAGUUUCUCACAACCAUGCAACAAAUUAGAAGACAUUAACAGUAUGCCUAAUUAUACAUAUUCUAAUCGAAACCAAGAUAUAGAAAUGGCGUCUCCUAAUAUCAUUAAUCCCUCUUUUAUUAUAAAUUCUUGCUCUGCAUCGGUAAAUUGUCAAUCUAAUGUAGGCCCGUUCUCGCCUGAAAAGGAAAGUAUGUAUACGUUGAAGAACAAGAGAUCAAGAUUUAUUAAAGGAAGUAAGAAUAGACCCCGUAUCCAAAGGGAAUUCAGCUAUGAUGAUGUUGAUAUAGAGAGUUAUCUUGAAACUAGUGAUAAAUUAAUUAAUGUUGCGAAAAACGAAGAACCAUACAACUUCCAAGACUUAUUGAGAAAUAAACUAUUAGAAUUGAAAGUUAAUAGAGAACAUAGUAUUUGUUGCAUCAAGAGGAAUCGAUAUGUCAGGAAGAAUCUUGAUUCCAUUUUAAAUUUAUAUAAAAAUGUCGGUUAUGAAUUAAAUCCUAACUUUCAUAUUUCUAAGCCAUACGAACCACAGUAUGUAAGGUUUGAGAUAGACGAAACAAACGACCUUCCAUUUAAUGAGACAAGAUGUGGAUUAUGCCCCUAUUGUCCAGACAUAAACUUUAAAAAUUUAAAAACUUCAACGUAUUCACAACAUCUUGCCUUAACACAUGGCGUAUAUACCGAUAAUUACUUAACUCCAAACCCAUUAUAUUAUGGGAUUUAUAUUAUUAAAAAGACAAAUACCCGAAGAAGAACAAAAGCCCAUGAACAUGAAAGGUGUGGUGUUGUAUGUCCAUGCUGUUAUGCAAUUGUGGGGACGGAAUGCUCGAAAACAACGGCAUCAUCCAAACCCUUGAAUAAUUACAUGAGACAUUUCAAAGAAUACCACAGACAAUCGAAAGAUAAGUUAGACCCUAUAAAAUUUUUCAAUAAAACAGUUCCAUUAAAUUAA